AUGUCUUCCUCCGUGGGCGAGAGCAGUCUCCGUGCCAAGGCCUUUGCCCGCCGCCCUUCUGGCUUCCUCUGCCUGGCCCCGGCCACUUCCUCCUCGUACCCGCAGAUGCCGGCCAGCCGUCCUGCCCCGGCCAACGGAGCAGAGCCGUCGUCCAGACGAUCGUCGAGCGCCAGCAGCACCGGCCCGCGAGUGCUCAAGCUGGGGCCCGUCCACUGGGGCGAGCACCUCGACGACCACAAGGAGGACUUUUACUCCGAGAAGUCCUAG
Molecule: messenger RNA, 267 nt
Organism: Hirsutella rhossiliensis
Lineage: Eukaryota; Fungi; Ascomycota; Sordariomycetes; Hypocreales; Ophiocordycipitaceae
Exons: 1
Coding region: 1-267 (88 amino acids)
Source: RefSeq, a predicted model, not a curated record